Molecule: messenger RNA, 1659 nt
Organism: Salarias fasciatus (jewelled blenny)
Lineage: Eukaryota; Metazoa; Chordata; Actinopteri; Blenniiformes; Blenniidae
Product: putative ubiquitin carboxyl-terminal hydrolase 50
Exons: 7
Coding region: 1-1659 (552 amino acids)
Biological process (GO): protein deubiquitination
Cellular component (GO): nucleus
Molecular function (GO): cysteine-type deubiquitinase activity
Source: RefSeq, a predicted model, not a curated record
AUGUACCUGUACAGUCCGGAGCGGCUGCAGAAGCAAAGCAGGAAGCCUGUGGUGGAGCAGGUGGUCAAACACCUGCUGAGGCCGUUCUGCAGCCACAGACACCUGGUUCAGCUCGACAGCUCGGCCUGGAUGGAGGGAAAACUCUCAGACAUCUUCUCCGGAUUAGGGGUGAAUAUUAACUUCGUUCCAGCUGUUAAGAGGCCACCUCUGACCUCGGCAUCACCCUCGUCUCCCGCAGUAACGCUGCAUCAGCACCGGUGGCCCUCCGAGGCCUCCGCAUCGCAGCUCAUUGCCCACGUUCAGGGCUGGACCGGACCGGCCAUGUUUCCUCAGUCGGACCUGAAAGGCUCGGCGGUGGACGUGUUCCUCCCAGGGGUCUGGGUGACGCUACACAUGAUCUGCAUCAACACCUUCGUGCUUCACGCUAUGCAGAGCCAGGGCUCGGGCCGGCAGGCCCACCUGACAGAGUUCACCAGGACUCUGGCCUCCCAGCUGGUGACGGACAGCAGCAUCUCAGUGCCCGUCCUGCCACGACUCAACAGCUGCUCGUACGAAGGCACGGGCUCAACAAACCUGUCCAAGCAAAGGACCAAUACCAGCAGUGCCGACCAGGUCAAAGAAAACAAGAAGCCCAGCUGCAGCUCCGCAGAGAGGCUGCAGAACAGGCCGGGAGUGUGCGGUUUAGACAACUCCGGCAACUCCUGCUACCUGAACGCGGUGCUGCAGUGCCUGUGCUCCACCGUGCCGCUCGUGGAGCACCUCCUCCACCAGGACACGCGCAGAGAGCUGGCCAGGUCGAAGUGCCGUGUGGCCGAGGUGUUCGUCCGCCUGCUGGAGCAGAUGUGGCUGGGGAGGAGCUCCAGCUGCGCCCCCGUGGAGGCCCGGUCCGUGCUGUGCUCCAUCCUGCCCCAGUUCAACAACUACUCCCAGCAGGACGCCCAGGAGCUGCUGCUCUUCCUGCUCAACGCGUUCCACGACGACCUCAGAAAGAUGCGCGCGACGACGCGGCGGCCGAGGCAAGAACACAACAGGAAGUGUGCCGCUGAAUCCACCAUCGUCUCGCAUCUGUUCGAGGGCCGGCUGAGCUACGUGACCCUGUGCAUGCAGUGUGACCACCAGGCCCACAGCGAGCAGAGCUUCACCGUGCUGUCUCUGCCCAUCCCCACACACCUCAUCAGGUGCUCCAUCCAGGAUUGCUUGUCGCUCUUCUUCGAGCAGACCGUCCUGACCGGGGGAGAGCAGAUGCUGUGCUCUGUCUGUGGGUUGAGGAGAGAAACAGCCAUCCUCACCUGUCUGGAUAAACCUCCUGAGAUCCUCACCCUGCAUCUGAAGCGGUUUGGCUGCAAAGGGAGGAGUCAGGUGAAACUGAGGACUGAUGUUGUUUUCUCCAUGAAGCUGGAUCUCAGCCCGUUUGUGUCCAGCUCACUGCCGAACGACUUAUAUUCCUCAUAUCACCUCUACGCUGUUGUGAACCAUAUCGGCCACCUGAACAUGGGUCACUACACAGCUCUGUGCCUCAACGCCCCAGCUCGGACGUGGCACUGCUUUGACGACUCGACGGUCAGGGAGGUUCAGGACAGUCUGGUGCAAUCUCCGAACGCCUACAUGCUGCUCUACAGCCGCAAGCCUUUCCAGAAACCGAAGAUUCCCGGACUGUGA